Myotis daubentonii (Daubenton's bat) is the source of this 2000-nucleotide messenger RNA. RefSeq lists its product as uncharacterized. Lineage: Eukaryota; Metazoa; Chordata; Mammalia; Chiroptera; Vespertilionidae. The record is from RefSeq and is a predicted model, not a curated record. Gene Ontology annotation, cellular component: cell surface; Golgi apparatus. Gene Ontology annotation, molecular function: protein binding; metalloendopeptidase inhibitor activity. Gene Ontology annotation, biological process: innate immune response; defense response to virus.
UUCUAGCUUUCUUUCCUCACUCACUCCCAGGCUCCCCUGCAUCACUCUUGAUGGCACCCAUUACUCACCGCUACUCCCAACUGCCCAGGGAUGAGAAUCCCAAGACGCUGGAGGACCGCAAGCUGCCAGUGUUGGUGUGGAUCCUGCUGGGCCUCCUGCUGUUAGUGGUGUUAGGUCUGUCUGUGGCAAUAGGCGUUUUGGCUGCCAAGUUCAAUAUCCCAGCUCGCAAGGAUGGCCUCCCGGCUGAGCAGGAGUGUCGAAACAUCACCCACCUCCUGGAGCAGGUGCUGACCCGGGUCCAGGAAGUCUUACGGGGGACCGAGGCCCAAGCUGCCACUUGCAACCAGACUGUGGAGACCCUGAAGAUUUCCCUGAAAGAGGAGAAGGCUGCGGGCCACAAGCAACAGGAGCUGGUGCAGAAGCUUCAAGAGGAGAUCAAGACAUUGAAUCAGUCGCUGCAGGACAAAUCCGCGGAGCUGGAUGAGAAAUCCGCGGAUCUAGAGAAGAAAUCCAGGGAUCUGGAGAAGAAAUCCGCGGAUCUGCAGAAGAAAUCCGCGGAUCUGGAGAAGAAAUCCGCGGAUCUGCAGAAUAAAUCCGAGGAUCUGGAGAGGAAAUCCGCGGAUCUGGAGAAGAAAUCAAGAGAUCUGGAGAAGAAAUCCGGGGAUCUGGAGGAGAAAUCCGCGGAUCUGGAGAAGAAAUCCGGGGAUCUGGAGAAGAAAUCAAGAGAUCUGGAGAAGAAAUCCGCGGAUCUGGAGAAGAAAUCCGCGGAUCUGGAGAAUAAAUCCACUGACCUGGAGAAGAAAUCUGUGGAUCUGGAGAAGAAAUCCGGGGAUCUGGAGAAGAAAUCCACUGACCUGGAGAAGAAAUCUGUGGAUCUGGAGAAGAAAUCCGGGGAUCUGGAGAAGAAAUCCACUGACCUGGAGAAGAAAUCCGUGGAUCUGGAGAAGAAAUCCGCGGAUCUGGAGAAGAAAUCCGUGGAUCUGGAGAAGAAAUCCGCGGAUCUGGAGAAGAAAUCCGGGGAUCUGGAGAAGAAAUCCGCGGAUCUGGAGAAGAAAUCCGGGGAUCUGGAGAAGAAAUCCGAGGAUCUGGAGAGGAAAUCCACGGAUCUGCAGAAUAAAUCCGCGGAUCUGGAGAAGAAAUCCGCGGAUCUGGAGAAGAAAUCAAGAGAUCUGGAGGAGAAAUCCGCGGAUCUGGAGAAGAAAUCCGGGGUUCUGGAGAAGAAAUCCGCGGAUCUGGAGAAGAAAUCCACGGAUCUGGAGAAGAAAUCCGGGGAUCUGGAGAAGAAAUCCACGGAUCUGGAGAAGAAAUCCGCGGAUCUGGAGAAGAAAUCCACGGAUCUGCAGAAGAAAUCCGCGGAUUUGGAGAAGAAAUCCGGGGAUCUGGAGAAGAAAUCCGCGGAUCUGGAGAAUAAAUCCACUGACCUGGAGAAGAAAUCUGUGGAUCUGGAGAAGAAAUCCGGGGAUCUGGAGAAGAAAUCCACUGACCUGGAGAAGAAAUCCGUGGAUCUGGAGAAGAAAUCCGCGGAUCUGGAGAAGAAAUCCGCGGAUCUGGAGAAGAAAUCCGGGGAUCUGGAGAAGAAAUCCGCGGAUCUGGAGAAGAAAUCCGGGGAUCUGGAGAAGAAAUCCGCGGAUCUGGAGAAGAAAUCCGGGGAUCUGGAGAAGAAAUCCGCGGAGCUGCAGCAACUAAGAAAAGAGAAUGAGGCCUUGGUCUCUGCCAAGGGCCCCCCCAACUCCGGGGUCAGCCUCCAUCUCUCCGUGGCUGCUGUGCUCCUGCCCCUGAAUCUCCUGGCUCUGCUGGUCUGAGGUCCCAGGAAGCCUUUCGGCACAUUCUAACCUGGCUGAGGGCUGUUCACCCAGAGCCAUGGGGAUUAACCUCAGAAUGCAGUCCAGGCUCCUUUUCUGAGAGUUUCCUGUCAUCUUGGAAAGAUAACAACCUGGUUCCAGAGGCGCUCUCUCCCAUUUGGCCGGCAAUCUAUCCUAAUAAACUUUCAUAGGAUUAAA